Ziziphus jujuba (common jujube) is the source of this 1024-nucleotide messenger RNA. RefSeq names its product rapid alkalinization factor. The transcript has a single exon. Lineage: Eukaryota; Viridiplantae; Streptophyta; Magnoliopsida; Rosales; Rhamnaceae. The coding region runs from base 351 to 701 and encodes 116 amino acids. The record is from RefSeq and is a predicted model, not a curated record.
CCAGGGUUGAAAGCAGCAAUUUUGAGAAGAUUAUAACUCAAGUCUGGAAGCUCCUUUUCUUUUAUUUGUAGAUCUCCUUGUUGACAUAUAGAGAUAUAUGAAAACAUAGUUGGUCAAAGCAUGCAAAAGCCAAAAACCUGCCAAGGAAACCAAAAAAAAAAAAAAAAUAGAAGAAUAUAACCAUCGUUACAAGUCAUACAGUGUUUCUGUAAAUAUAGACAAAAGCAAUGUCAUUUUCUUGAAACUAAACCACUUUAAAACUUGGUUGCCAACAAGCUGUGUUCUCCAAGUAUAUCAUACUUGUGAAGCCUGCAAACUUGGGCAAAGGAGAAACAAUUACAACAAAUACAAUGGCCAACUCCUUUUCUCAUUUUCUGGUCUUUUACUUGUUCACCAUAGCUCUGAUAAUCUCCUACUCCACUGUCACUGCCACCAUCAACCACAGGUUGAGCUGGGUGCCUAUGCCAACAAGUCGAUGCCAAGGCUCCAUUGCAGAGUGCAUGACCGAGAAUGAAUUGGACAUGGACUCUGAAUCCAAUCGUCGUAUCUUGGCAACCUCGAAGUACAUAAGCUAUGGUGCACUGCAGAGGAACACUGUGCCUUGCUCUCGAAAGGGUGCUUCCUACUACAAUUGUAAGCCAGGUGCUGAGGCUAACCCUUACAGCCGCGGUUGCAGUGCCAUUACUCGUUGCCGCAGUUAAAAAAAAAUGCUCAAAUGUUGCUUUUGUUUCUACUUGGUUUGCUUUGUUUCUUUGUUUUUCUUUCUCUUAUUUGUAAUAUAACAAGUAGCAAUAAGGAUGAGCAUUGAGCCAGCAGUUUAGCUUCUGUGUCUGUAGUAAGUAUCAUGGAAUGAUUUACCUGCUCAUAUCUUGCUUGCUCAACUUCCUUCUUCCAUUGUUAUAUAUUAUAGAAUUCUUCUACGUAUGGAGGAAGAAUUCAAGAUUUCCAACUUCCUAUCUAGGAAGGAAAUGCAUGUUCCUUGCGUUGUUUCUGGUUUUUAUAUUUAUUUUUAUACUUCUUUAUA